Messenger RNA from Schistosoma guineensis, 324 nucleotides. The record is from the annotation of a GenBank genome assembly. Lineage: Eukaryota; Metazoa; Platyhelminthes; Trematoda; Strigeidida; Schistosomatidae.
AUGGACUUUCUAGAGAGAUACGAAUUUCUAGUUGACACCAAGAAACGGCGAUUAACACUAAAAGAAACUUCGUAUUACACAAAAGGCAAAGAAAGUCACAUCAGCUCUCUUAACUUGAUUCAAACUCCUCCAGUAACAACAGCGAAAUUCCAAGAUAUACUCGCGGAAUUUCCAAACUUAACUAAACCAAACUCACAGCCUUCCAAAGACAAACUAAAACUUGUAAGUGCACUUGCUGUGAAUCAUUUUUAUCUGUUUCAGUUGACACUCAUCAGCCAAUUACCUCUUAUCGUUGAAAUUGUUAAAUAUUCCUGUGCUUGGUGA